Cricetulus griseus (Chinese hamster) is the source of this 1227-nucleotide messenger RNA. The record is from RefSeq and is a predicted model, not a curated record. Lineage: Eukaryota; Metazoa; Chordata; Mammalia; Rodentia; Cricetidae.
AUGGUGCCUCUGGCCCUGACACUCCUCGUAGCUGCUGUGGCUUCAUUCUCGCUGGGAGUUCUGCUGUGGGUGAUCUGUAUACACUUUUGGACUGAACACAUCCCCAAAGGCAUCACUCACCCUGUGAGGCUACGAAUCCUCAGUUGCCUUUUACAUCUGACAUUGACAUGGGGCAUGAUUUUUGAGAAGCUGGGACUGUGUUAUGCAACCCAGUUUGCCAGUUUUCUGCAUGAUCUGAAGCCACUCAAGAGAGAUCCUGAUAUUGUGGUCACAGAUCUUCGCUUUGGGACAAUCCCUGUGAAACUGUAUCAGCCCAAGGAAUCCUCCUCCACCCUUAGGACUGGCAUCAUCUUCUUCCAUGGUGGUGGAACGGUCCUGGGGAGCCUCAGGACCCACCACAACGUAUGCUUGCGUCUGUCCAAGGACUGUGGCUCUGUUGUCCUGGCAGUUGGAUACAGAAAGUCUCCCAAGUACAAGUACCCAGCGAUGAAAAAUGACUGUGUGGCAGCUACUGCCCAGUUUCUGAAAUCGUUGCAUGUGUAUGGAGUGGAUCCAUCUCGGGUCGUGGUCUGUGGCGACAGUGUAGGAGGGAAUGCAGCCACUGUGAUUUGUCAACUAUUUCGGAACAAAGCAGAUUUUCCCCAGAUCCGGGCUCAAAUUCUGAUCUACUCCUCACUACAGAGCAUAGAUUUUCGGGGCCCUUCCUAUCAACAAAACGCCAAUAUCCCACUGCUCUCUUGGAAUCUGGCCUUUUACUGUUGCUGUUGUCACCUAGAUGUGAGUACUUCCUGGAAAAGUGUUAUCAAGAGUGGUACCCAUUUGCCUCCUGAAGUCUGGGAGAAGUACAGAAAGUGGUUGGGCUCAGAAAACAUCCCAGAGAGGUUUAAGAAGCGAGGCUACCAAUGCAUACCCCCAGGACCUGUGAAUGAAGAUGCUUACCGGGAAAUAACUUUAGCACUGAACUCAAUAUGCUCACCCCUCAUUGCGGAAGAUGAUAUAGUGUCUCAGCUCCCGGAAACCUGCAUUGUGAGCUGUGAGUAUGACCUUCUCCGGGACCAUUCGCUCUUAUACAAGAAGAGGUUGGAAGAUCUGGGGGUGCCUGUGACGUGGCAUCAUAUGGAGGAUGGUUUCCAUGGAGUGCUUAACACUCUCGACUUUGGCUUCUUGAGCUUCCCUUGCUCCUCAAGAAUUAUGGAUCUGGUUGCCCAGUUUAUUAGAAAGUUGUGA